GCUUCUUCUGCCAUUCUGUCACAAGUAACAAGUAACUAUUGUUGUCACACAUUUUACAUACCGCCAUCAUUCUUGACCAGAUAAUGUCUUCCACAAAUGACUGGAUGAACAACCCUCUGGGUGUUGUUGAAGAGUUGUUCGGUUCACCUUCAGCAACAUUGCGUUACCCUUCGUGGAAUAAACAAGUUAAGUUUUGACGAGCAUCAUCUGCACAUCUGACAGUACAUUAUGAGGCAUUCACGGAGCCAUCCACAUUGUCUAUAUUGUAGUUAGUAUAUAUGUAACCUACUGUAUAUAUACAUCGUGCAUAUUGCGAAGAAAUAACAAUUAUUGUCACGGACCAUCUUUCUAUGCAUUUUUUACGUUUUCAUAUUAGACACUUAGGUGGUUUCUUACAUUUUAUUUAUGGGUACAUUAUGAUAAACAUUCAUUUACCUGUGAUAAGUGCUGGUUUACCAAAAAAAAUCAAAACUGCACAGAGGUUCAAACGGAGAUCUUCAGACUGUGAGGCCAACAAGCAAUGAAUGAAUAAGAAUAUGGUGUUGAUAUUUCAGCUGCAUCGCAAAACAACCACAAUUCUGGAUGGGAAGCAAAAUUGGUCGAAUUCUUCAAAGAUCGUCUUAAAGAAAAGGAUGCUCACUCAUGGGUUCCAUCUAUGAACAACAUCCCAUUGCACUACUUGAAGCCCAACAGCCUGGUCAAGUUUCGCUGUUUAAUUCAGGACAUGUUUGACCCAGAGUUUUACAUGGGAGUGUAUGAGACUGUUGAUCCAUCUUCACAAGCUAAAGUGUUGAGGUGUGGGAAGUACAGAGAUGUGGCAGAAUGUGGGGUGGAUUUUAAUUCCAAAAAUAUUGUUACGGCUGAAAGACAGACAUUCUACUGUGUACCUGUUCCUGGUGAGAACUCCUGGGUGAAAGAGAGUUAUGCUGGCUCCAGUCAAGCAAGAGUGCAACCGUCCACCUCGUAUGUGCCGAGUAGACAGAAGCGCAGCUAUGAGGAAGAUGAUGACAUGGACGGCGUGGACGCUCAGCCACAGAAACAGAGGGAACCUCACACAGGUCUUCAGAUUCCCUCGGAAGAACGCAGCACCAGGGAGGCUCACCGGCAGGAGGCUGAAGCUUCUCCCAGCCAGAUGCCGUCUGCUACGUAUCUCAACCUCAACUUCCCUCUACCAGGCGAGAAAGGCCCUUCUUGCUUAGUCAAGGUCUACGAGGACUGGGACAGUUUCAAACUGAAUGAGACCAUAGAAGUCUACGGAAUCCUCUCAGUGAGUCCUGCCCUUAGUGCUCUGGCAGAAGACAGGGACGCGUUCUCAUCCCUGAUAGACCCCUCCGAGUCAAUGGAAACGGUGGAGGAGCAGAGAGUGCACAGCCCACCCGCCUCACUCGUUCCUCGCCUCCACAUGCUCUACGCCAAACCACUAGCACACAACAACCCUCUACUGCCCUCUGCCACCUUGCCGGACGACAGUGCCUUUUUAUCUUCAACCCUGAGUGAGAUGGCAUCUGUCAGGGCAGACUUCCUGACAUAUUUAACGCAUGUCCUUCUGGGAGAUUCCCUGGCAGCUGAGUACCUCAUACUGCAUCUCAUUUCCAACGUGUAUGCAAGGCGGGAUGUGUUACCACUGGGCAAGUUCACCCUGAACCUGAGUGGGUGUCCCACUGUCUCCUCAUACACUGAACGUCUCUACCAGGUCAUCCAACAACUUGUUCCCUCUUCGUUCUAUCUGGGCAUGAGCCUUCAGAACAUGAAUCAAAUGAGUCUGGUGCCGAAGAAGGACUAUGUAGCCAACCGGCUGGUAAGUGGAGCCUUGCAGCUGGCCAGAAACACUUCUCUCUUCCUGGAUGAAACCCAGCUGGAGCAGGGACAGCUGGACACAACAGGUGUGCGCAAUGUCACAGCUUUGGGCAAUCUGAUCUCUUGGCAGAAGGUUGAUUAUGACUUUAACUACCACCAGAUGGAAUUCCCCUGCAAUAUUAACGUGCUCGUCGCAUCAGAGGGCCGCUCACUGCUGCCGUCAGACUGUCAGAUACACCUGCAGCCUCAAGUCGCCCCAGCACACAUGGAUGAGCACCUCAGUAGCAUCUCCAUACAUAUGCAGACUUCCUCACAGCUCAACAAGUUCCGACUCUACCUGAGCGUGGCCCGGCUGCUGGACUACAGUAUCUCUGAUGAAGUGACCAAGUCAGUUGAGGAUGACUUUGUAGACAUGAGGAAAGACGAUCCCCACAGUGUCACUGCUGAGGACCUGCACCGAAUGCUUGUUGUGGCAAGGUUGCUGUCACUGAGCCUGGGACAGACCUCUCUGACCAGAGACAUCUGGCUGAAGGCUAAACACAUGGAGAUGCAGCGAAGUUGCAGGAUGGAGCAGCACAAGAGUGUCAACGGAAAUGAGCCAUAAUUGUUGAGAGCAACAAAUGAAGUGGCCGUUUAUCUUUUUGAUACUUACUUAGCAUAUCUUUGUCAUAAAAAUGAGUUGUCAUUGUGCCUCACUGUCAUAGCCUGCUGUCGCUACUUUAGUAGCAGCACACAGCAGUGUGUCUGUGCACAAUCUGCAGUGGGAUCAUUUUCUACAAAUGUAAAUAAAGUUGUGUUACA
Molecule: messenger RNA, 2598 nt
Organism: Dunckerocampus dactyliophorus (ringed pipefish)
Lineage: Eukaryota; Metazoa; Chordata; Actinopteri; Syngnathiformes; Syngnathidae
Gene: mcmbp
Product: minichromosome maintenance complex binding protein
Exons: 16
Coding region: 656-2401 (581 amino acids)
Biological process (GO): DNA-templated DNA replication
Molecular function (GO): chromatin binding
Source: RefSeq, a predicted model, not a curated record